Hypoxylon trugodes is the source of this 3403-nucleotide messenger RNA. Its product is annotated as nuclear pore protein 84/107. The coding region runs from base 267 to 3152 and encodes 961 amino acids. The record is from RefSeq and is a predicted model, not a curated record. Lineage: Eukaryota; Fungi; Ascomycota; Sordariomycetes; Xylariales; Hypoxylaceae. The transcript is spliced from 4 exons. Gene Ontology annotation, molecular function: structural constituent of nuclear pore. Gene Ontology annotation, biological process: regulation of DNA-templated transcription; protein import into nucleus; post-transcriptional tethering of RNA polymerase II gene DNA at nuclear periphery. Gene Ontology annotation, cellular component: nuclear pore; nuclear pore outer ring.
CCUAAAUCGCGUCAAGACUUUUUUUUAACGUGAGAGCUUGACCAGCUCCAUUCUUGACAACGCCAAAACCAUAACACCUAAUUGCCUAUCCAUUCCACGAAACCACCGAGUUUAGCGCAAAUCUAGUAAACUACAUCGGCGUGAAUAUCACCAUCUGGAUCGCAAAUUCCGGCGAUUUAGAGGAUGCUGGCUAACAACCAGCUCCUCAUCCAAAGAUAACGACCAUCUUCCUGCAUCAUCUGCAAUCUCUCCCUCGAACCGAUACGAUGCUCGCCCAAAGACCCCAGCGCAUGUCGGGCCUUGAGCUUGGCGGAUUAUCUCAGUCCCCCGACUUGGAUGAACAAAGUACACAACCGUUGCUUUCAAUUGAACACGACGGAUGGUUGGAAGCUGACCAUGAUGUCCCAUUAGCGUCGCCAUUGUAUGAUGACGAAGCCGAGAACGAGUUCGCGAACGAUGCCGAAGAGUUUGCUAGAGGGCUCGACGCCUUAUCGUUUGUGCGAAGAUCUCCCGCCGAGAGACGAGCAGAGAUAUUCAAACUCGUUAAUUUCUACUAUGACUAUGCCGCUAGAAAGGUACAAUCUAUACGCAAGUCGCAAGGACAGUCGUCGAGAACCGAGUUCCGCCCUUCAUACGAUGCGUCUAGUCAAGACUCUAUGGACCUUGAUGACGCCGAAAAUCUAGCAGGAUCGCCAAAUUCGACCGAAGCGCUAAAAAACUGGGAGUUGGAGGCCCAGACCUGGGACCUUUUGCGUCGUGUCUUACCACUGCGAUAUCCUAACAAAACCUCUCUCAAACCUAUACGCCACGAUGUAUCGAGAUUUCAGUCUUGCUCGGAGCUCUGGGAGGAGUUUUUACAAACAGAUUCUACUGCGCAAGAACGCAAGGCAGUCCUAGAGUGCCUGCAGACCAGUGCAGACGGAUCACGAACAGACAUAGAUGAGCUGGUGCGAGACUACCAACAAAGAGCAGAGAGGGGUGAUAUCAUAGCUUAUGGGUGGCUUCAUACGCGAUCUGCCAUCAAGAUGCAGAAGAAUGUCAAUGGCUGGUCCGGACCCUUGGAACCCACCGCUUCCGAUGUUGUCCAAAAACUUCGUAAUGGGACUAAUGCUCUAGUAACCCAACUCGACCCUGAUGUAGCUACGAGGCAGAAUCGCAAGCUUCAGCCGCAAGAUGAAUACUUCGAGAGAGCCAUCUGGCUAGGAUGCUACGAGUUACUCCGUAGAGGGCGAAGUAUCGCAGAGAUCCGAGAUUGGUGUGUCGAGAGAACCGAAGUUUGGAGGGCUGUUAGUAUGUCGGCUUUGCCCUUAUCUAAAGGCGAAAGUGAAGGACGAUUUAACUGCGAUCCUCUCUCUAUGCUUCUCUGGCGACGUACCUGUUUUGCCUUGGCGCGGCAAGGAGGUACCGACGAUCUCGAGCGUGCUGUCUACGGUAUUCUGUCGGGUGACAUAUCUAGUGUCGAGAAAGUCUGCGAAGAUUGGGACGAUUUUGUCUUCGCCCACUACAAUGCCUUAUUGCGAACACAAUUCGAUGCUUAUUUGAUGAAGCGAUCCCCACCGGAUUUAACAGCUACUAUUACCCAAAGUUUCCCUGCCUUCAAUGCUGUUCAGUUCCACGGCGACGCCGCUUCGGUCGGGGAGCGUCUCGUUAAAUCUCUAGAGACGAAUAUCAAGACUUCUACAGAAGCAAAAACACCCAUGAAAACCCUCCAGGCAGCUAUUCUCUCUAAUGGUCUAGACCAGUACACCUAUGAACUUGGUCUUGCCCUUGGAAAAUUAGCAAAUAAAGACGAAGCAUCGGCACUAAUAUUAAGCUACGGUUCUACGGAAAAUAUAGAUGACGCCAAGUUUGUCCAAUUGGGCGAUCACAACGGCUUACGUGUUUUGGUACAUGUCUAUCUAAUUCUUUCAAGUCUCGAAGAGCUUCAAGGCAGCUUCCACUCGGACUUUUCUGAACGUUCCAAAGUACAAGAGAACGUAAUCUCCGCCUAUGUCAGCACUUUGCGCCUAACUGGCCUAAUUGAUAUUAUGCCGUUAUACUGCCGCCAACUACAGGGAGACAGAGCUUUCUUCACGCUCAGCCGAAACGUCACUCGUGUCACUGACCAACAUGAGCGAGAAGUACUGCUGAGGCUGAUGGAGAAGCUCGGCAUGGAUAUCGCCGAGUUCGUACAAUUCCAGCCGCGCUCUCUUCUCCAGCAGCAUCCCGUACCAGAUGAUCAUCAGCCACCGUUUGGUCGAUUCACCGUUUUCUCUAACGAUCCACCUUCCCUCAAGUAUGGACGCCCUCUGAAAUCGGACUUCCUUGGAGAACCUCCGGAGAAUUUAGAACCUGUUGAUGAGCAUCUCAUCCAGUCACUAGAAUGGUUCCUUCUUGUCGAUGGUCUUUGGCACGAAGUUUUCUAUUAUGGCACUGCUAUCUACAAACGUUUCCUUAAGCAAUUCAACUUCAAUGCCGCACGUGCCUUGUAUGAACGAGUUCGCUGUGCCGAAAUUUUUAAGAGGAAAGCAGGUAUCGUCUACUCGGACGACUCAGACGUCUCGUGGUUUGACGAAGUCCGAGCAAGCGCUACGAAUGGUUCGUUGGAAGAGAACGGCAUUGGCCCAGAUGAAGUCAUAGCAGCGCAGAAUUUCUUUGAGAUGGAGUGUUUGAUCCGUGCCUUAGAUUCAAUGGAAACUAUUGCCUCCAGCGAACUAUUGGCACAAGAUCCGGCAGAGCAAGUAGGUCGAGACUUCUGGUCUAAUGUUGGCCACGAAGUUAAGAAACUUCGAAGCUUCAUGCGCCCUAUCUUGAACAACUGGCUCCUGGACAGUGCUGAAGAAGAUGAAGAUUUCACUUACCUCCGAGAUGCGUAUUUGCCCGAGACGAUUAUAGGAUACGUGAGCGUGCUGCAUUUUGCAGGAACGACUUUAACUCGCGACAACUUACUAGAGUGUAUGGAGCUCGCAUCGGUUAUUGCCAAGAAAGAUGCGGAUGUGGCGGCGGUACUCAUGAAAGCCGGACGAAUGAAGGAGCUUGUUGAAGGGUUUGCGAACUGCAGUAAGGCCCUUGCUAUCACCAGUAGCGACAAGAGAGCACCCGGUGGCAUCAACAGCAAGAGAAUGAUGCGAGAACAUGGGUGGACACGAGAGUUGUGGUCUGUUAAGAAGUGAGAGGUGAGAAUCAUGACAUUUAAUUAAGACUCAAGGGUGUUGCGUUUGCAUUCAUGGAGGAGUCCCGGGCUUUCGUUGGCGUUGGUGGUUUUCAAGGAUAAGUCGAUGACCAUCAAAAAGAGGGCGUUCUUAGGGCAUAAUAAAAUGUCCGCAGUAUAAGCACGGUCGGCUUUAGUUAAAUACUUCAGGCUCUCAUAUGCAACUCUUAAAAAGAUAAUGAAGGUAUAAUUGAGUCAUUUGCCAGAAUUAAU